AUGGCACGUAGCGAACGAAAGGAGAAUCGCACAAAGUUAGCACGAAGUAAAAGUGCAGCCAGAGCACGAGUCCCGAACACUGGACGAGAUGUCGGUCGUCGGCCGUACGAAAUCACAGUCGUCGUCCUUGGCGGCACUAGAAAAAAUGCAAUAAUUAACAGUAUGGAAAGCAGCUUUAUAAACUACAGUAGUCCACCGCGGAACAUUGAGGUUGGCAAGUCGGCGUUGGUAUCACAAUUUUUAUGGGACAGCUUUCCUGUCGAUUAUCGGCCUACGGUAGACGAAUUCAACUGGAUCGAGUACGACAUUGGCGACGGAAGUGUACUCAUGUUACAGAUGAAUUAUCCGAAAAGAGCGCAAAGAAUGAUUGUAGGACCGUUGCAGAUAAUCGACUCAAGUGGGUCACACGAUUUCCUCGCUAUGCGUCAUUUCUACAUCAGAACAGGGGAUGCGUUCAUGGUGGUUUUUUCGAUAGAUGACGCUGCGUCGUUAGAGGAAGCAAAACGAAUCAUCGAAGAGAUUGAAGAAGAGCGAGAUAAAACAGUGCCUGUGAUAUUGGUAGCGAACAAGUGCGAUUUAUACGACGACGUUAUGAAGUGGGAGGCAAAGAGAUCGCAUCAGUACGCCUACAACCGAAGUAUUCCGAUUGUCGAAUGCACAGCGAAGUGUCAUGAUGAGGCUACUGAUGUGUUCAAGGGGCUUUUAGAAGGACUGCGCGAUCGGAAUCGUAUCGGUAUGACAGAGAUGACGAAGCGACGGUGA
Messenger RNA from Angiostrongylus costaricensis, 762 nucleotides. Lineage: Eukaryota; Metazoa; Nematoda; Chromadorea; Rhabditida; Metastrongylidae. The record is from the annotation of a GenBank genome assembly.